Molecule: messenger RNA, 4931 nt
Organism: Stegodyphus dumicola
Lineage: Eukaryota; Metazoa; Arthropoda; Arachnida; Araneae; Eresidae
Product: alkaline phosphatase-like
Biological process (GO): dephosphorylation
Molecular function (GO): alkaline phosphatase activity
Source: RefSeq, a predicted model, not a curated record
CUAAGGAGGAAUAUCGCCAACAUUUUCCCUUCAUCGCGCCGGCACGGAUCGCAAUACGAAUUAAUAGCUCUUGAAAUUACCUCCGAUGUAGUUCGAAAGGGGUUAAUAUUUCACGCUUUUUCUUCUUUUGCAAGCAAGCCGAACUGCUCCUUAUUAUUCUUUCGAGUUCAUCCGCGUAAUCAGAAGGAAGUGUGUUAAGAAAGAUUAAGAUGGAAAUUUCCACGUGUUUGCUGAUUGUUUUCUACCUUCUUGGUCAACUCUACAAAAUUCAGGGUCAAGAUCGUUGGUUCUGGUACCAGCAAGCGAAGUCUCAGCUGGUGAAGAAUCUUGACGAUGAUCGUAAUUAUAACGUGGCAAAAAAUCUGAUUCUCUUCAUCGGCGAUGGAAUGGGCAUCACCACUGUGACCACAUCACGCAUUCUAAGAGGACAGAAGAAGGGUCAGACAGGAGAAGAGAGUGAACUUGCUUUUGAUAAAUUUGAAUACGUCGCCCUUUCUAAGACAUAUAAUACCGACAGCCAAGUAGGAGACUCAGGUGCCUGUGCUACAGCCCUGCUAUGUGGUGUCAAAGGUCGCUUUGAGACUGUAGGCUUAGAUGAUAGCGGAAGGUACGACAAAUGUCAAAGUAGCUUUCAAUCUAGAAUUACAUGUCUGGCAGACUGGGCUCAAGCUGAAGGUAAAUCGACAGGGCUUGUAACCACAACACGGGUUACUCAUGCAACUCCUGCUGCCAUGUACGGCCAUUCAGCCAGCAGGUACUGGGAAAGUGAUGACAAGAUCCCCGAAGAUGCCAGGUCUUCCUGCAAAGACAUCGCUCGACAGCUAGUGGAAAACGACCCUGGACGCAAUAUCAACGUUAUUCUUGGUGGUGGUCGUCGCCAUUUUCUGCCUCGUAAACAAACCGAUUCCAAGUUGCAAAAUGAUAUGGGUCGACGAGAAGAUGGCAGGAAUCUCAUUGAAGAGUGGCUUAUAGACAAGAAGACACGAGAAUUAGAUUAUGAGUAUGUAUAUAGGAAAGAAGAUUUCGACAAGGUAGAUCCAUCUAAGACAGAUUAUUUGCUAGGUCUUUUCAAUCAUGGUCACAUGGCUUACGAAGUAGACAGAGAUUCGGGUCCAGACGGAGAGCCAUCUUUAGCCGAGAUGACCAAAAAAGCUAUUGAAAUUCUGAGGAAGAACCCUCGAGGAUAUUUCCUUAUGGUGGAAGGUGGACGCAUAGAUCAUUCGCAUCAUUUCAACAAUGCGCACCGGGCUCUCAUAGAUACUCUGGCCCUAGAGGAUGCUGUUUUGGUGGCUCUUGAAAUGACAAAGCCAGAAGACACAUUAAUGGUUGUCACUUCUGAUCAUUCUCAUGUGUUUGCUUUUGGAGGAUACCCAAAAAGAGGGAAUCCUAUUUUGGGACUGGAUAAUAAAAAUUCUGAUGUGGACAGCAUGCCUUACACAACACUGCUCUAUGCCAAUGGACCUGGUUAUAAUCAUAACUUUCCAACUGGACGGGAAAAUUUAACAGGAAUGAACACAGAGGAUAAGAACUACGUUCAACAAAGUGCUGUUCCUCGUCGGUGGGAUACACAUGGAGGUGAAGAUGUCCCGGUUUACGCACACGGUCCUAUGGCCCAUCUUUUCAGAGGAGUGUUAGAACAAACCUAUGUACCGCAUGCCAUGGCCUAUGCGGCUUGCAUAGGACCUCAGAGGAAUGACUGUGAACGCCGCAGACAUGCUUUUCACAGACAAGUUAUUGAAUGUCCUUCACCACAGUCGCAUUCGUCCGGACUAAUACUUCUGCCUACUUCAUCCCUCGUACUAGCUUGGGUUCUUGUUGGACUGAUACUUCAUACCGUAACAUGAUAGAAACAAGAUCCGGAAUAUCUGGUUGCAUUUCAAAAGCCUUAACUUAUUUCGAAGACCAAGUAAAGACGUUUAUAAAAGUAUGCGGAAGAGUUGUGUAACAAACUGUAGUGUAUUUAUUACGCCUUCAAAGCAUAGUCUAUACCACGCUCCCGUGCAAUAUUAUGACUGAUAACUCGCCAGAAAAUCUUUCAGCUGGCUGUAAUAGUGCAAUGGGACAUGAUAAAAACGUGGUAAAUUAAUGCUAUCGCCAGCAUUAAGAAUGACAGUUUACGAUCUUAACUCUUAUCAUGUACUGUAAAGCUUAUUUUCGUUCAAGUAUUCUUUAACACAAACUACAAUAACUUAGUUAUUAAAAGGUGGCAAAUCGUUGAUUUGUAGCCUUGUGUGAAUAUGGCUGUUCAAAGCGGAUUCGGACGACAGUACUACAGACUAAGACAAACCUAUCAAUGUAUGUAAUACCACUGUGUAUUUUAAAUCAUGUGUGUAUAUGGUGUCUGUGUUAUGUAUAAAGUUUUGGAGAGUUGUAAGCUCCGGAAGGUUCUUCCAUUUUCUUCAGGUCUUUAAUGACUUUCAAAGGCAUUGACUGAAUUUGGUAUAGAGAUGUUAUUAACAGCGCUUUUUUAUAUCUUUAUGCUAAAUGUAAAAGACGUUCUCCCAUACUUAAGUAAAAUGCUUCAAACCAAAAAAAUUAACGAUUUCAGUAAAAUAAUUUCAUUUUCAUGUGAAUUAAAUCACGGUUGAAAAUACUUAAUGUGGCAUUACAAAAACCUUUCCAGAGCUAAAACAUUCACCAGGAUCAAUUACAUUAAUAUAUGUCUACUUAAUGCUCUCUUUUAAAAAUCGCUUUACAUUAGCCUUUGGUUUGGAGUUAUAAGCUUCUUGUAAGCUUAUAAGGAGUAACCUUUCCUUCUUAACAUUUUAGCCCACCAGAAUCGAAGAAGUUAAGCUCAUUAACCGCUAAUAUUACAUACUUAUUAUACAGUAAAGUGAAACACGGUUGCAUGGGUUUUCAUAUACCUCAUGUAUAACACAAGAGCGAGCCCAUUCCCUUAUAACAAUUCCCGAAAUGGUAUUCCUCCUAAAGCAAAGGAACUGAAAGCGCUUUUUUGUAGAAGAAAGACAGUUGUUUGCUUUCUCUGAAAAUGUGAAAACUUUAAGGCGUCCUUCUUAAGCCUUUUAGAGCUAAAAUGUGUAUUUCGAAAACUGGGAAACAUUUUAUAAAACUCUAACUGUAAAAAAGUCUUGUUUUUAAUAAAAUAAAAACAAUGUUUCUAACUAUUGCGUUAAUUAUAAGUUAGUUUAAAAUCAACCUAUUAAUAGGUUAUAAAUAGGUUGAUAAAUAUAUUCUCAGAGAUCUAAUUAUCGAAUAGUUUCUGCAGUUUAGGAAUAAAAGUUUAUAUUUCAAAUCUUUCCGGAUAUUAAAUAAAAUAUUUAAGAGAAAUGAAAAUGCAAAAGAUUUAUAUUUCUAUAAUUUCAGAAAUAAGUUACUCGUAGAAGUAAUGAUCAUUUCACUACCGAAAAUCGAGUUAGGAAUUUCUUGGCGUUUCAGUAAUAUCUAAGCUGAUGUUUUUUACAGCAUAAUUAGGUUAGAUAAGAUUAUAUUAAAGUACAAAAAAUGUGGCAUAGCUUAAAGCGAAUGUCUUCCUUCCCCCUGCGCUACGAUUCCACUAGUUGAUACAAAAUCAUUGCAUUUUUCAUCAGUAUUCUUGAGUAUGAGCGAUAUGACAUAUCAUAUUUGUACAGCUAAGUUGUAUUUGUACAGUUCUAAACAUUAAAAAUAAAAAUUUUCAACGUGCUUCCAAAUUUUUUACAUUUUCACAGAAAAAAAAUCAGAAUUUUGAGGAUAUUUCAUGCUUAUCUCCUUAAAAAUAAAUUUAUUUAUUUGAUUAUAAUGCACAAUUUUCCAUAAUUUUAAAAUCCAAUCGUGUCCACUUACUUAAAUCGUUGUAGUAAAUCAAAGCAGCUGAAGUUACAAGUAAAAACUAUGAAAACACUUAGCCUGAAUGUAUUAUAAAUGAAGAGCUAAUGUACAUAAACUAUUUUAAAACUGAUAAGUAUAUAAAAUUGUUGUUUAACUAACAGUGUACAGAAGAAAAAAUUCUAACACAGAUAAGUAUGAUUUGUUCACGCUGUGUAUUUAUAAUUAUAGUUGUCUACGUUUCUGAUUUAUAAUUUAUGGAUGGUGUUUCAGAAGAUAUAAUUUUUGUGUAUAAUUUAUUUAAUAGUUAUUGUUAAAUGAAUAAGUCCUGUUAUGCAUCCUUCUCUAUCUGUACAUAUAUAUGUAGAACCUUUUUCUGUUUGAAAAUGUGUGAGCACUUACUGCCUGUGGCAGAUAAUCACAUGAAGUUAUUCUUUAUAAAGCUGAUUUCGUAUCACUGUGUAUAUGUGAUUAAUUAUAAAUUCGGCGAACUUUUUCUGUAUUAAAUAUCUUCCGAAGAUCAACUGUUAUAUUAUUUUUAAACUUUAUAUGUUGUAGAUAUUUCUUAUAUAUUUUAGAUAUGUAGAUCCUGCCGAAUGUUUUUUGAUUCGGGCAUUGCUUUAGUUAUCGAGUACGAAAUGAAUAAGAAAUGAAAAUACGCUUUCGAAUAUUUAAAAAAAUGAUUUUUAAGUCUAUCUAAAAUAAAUAAUUAAUAACAUUUUUAUUCUAAUGUUAUUAUAAAAACAUAAUAGGAAAUAAAUUUGUUUUUAUGAGUGAAAUUUUAAUUAAUAAUUGAUUUUCUUUUCCAUUUUUCACAUAAAGUCCAUACAACACUUGUCUAUUGUCAACGCCUUUUUAACAUUUAAUUUUCUGAACUUAGUCGGAGUUCCUCCUCGAAAGUUUUAAUUUUAGGAAUUUUAUCAAAAAAGAUUUUAGAAAUUCUAUAAAAAAUUAUACUUUUAAGAACUCCACAACAAAAAUGCAGUUUUAAGAGUUCCCCAAAACAAAGUUGUAGUUUUAGAAAAAGAAUAUAGCUUUAGAAGUUCACAAAAUAAAAUUAAAAAAAUAUAGAAAAUUUAAAAAAAAAAAAGAAAUCUGAAAGUUUUCAGAUUUUACAUUACGCCCAAAGGAGCGUUUUUCUAACAUUUUGUGUAUUACCUUUAUUU